AUGUUUAAUGAAGUGUGUAAAUCAAUUAAUACGAUCGAUGAAUAUUAUGCUGGUGAUCUGAACAUCGCGGGAGAAAAAAAUUCUAGGAAUUUAUUAAAUUUCUUAAUCUCUAAUAAUAACUGUAGUAGUGAUGACCCCAAAAUUAUCUCUGAUUUUAUAGCAUUGCUAAUUUUAUUUAAUGGUAUUGGUAGUGAUGAGAAUUUAGAUAGUGAUAAACUUGUUGAAUACGCUAUUUUAUGGUUAAGUUAUAAUAUAAAUCAAAAAAAAGGAAAUGAAACGACCAGAUUAGACGAUUUUCAUAGUGAACAUAUAAAAAGAAAUGAUUGUUAUAAUGAGAAUAUAUCUGCUGAUAGUAAUAGUGGUAAUAAGAUUUAUAUGGAAGUUAUAGAUACAAAAAUAGAAUCGAUGAAUAUUGACAUUAAAGAUAUAUCUAAUUUUUAUGAUGCAUUUAAAUCAUUAUGUAACAUGUAUAGUGAAAUUGGUGCAGAAGACUACCAAUGCAACAAAUGUUUAGAAAAUGCUAGAGAAUUGUUUGAAAAAUAUGAAAAACUUAAAAAUGCUUUAUAUAUUGAUAAAGGAAGUUCUUAUUUACAACUAUUGUCUAGUUUAUCAAAUGAUUAUAAUAUUUUUAAACAGGAAUAUAAUAUUAAGUGUGGUAAUGACUCAUCAUUUGUAGCUUGUCCACGAAGUUCAAUAAUAAAAAAUAUACUAAUUACAAUUGCAAUUAUAUUUGCUGCAUCAUCGAUUUUAUUGGGAGUUUCUUAUAAGUAUUCAUUAUUUGGGUUUCGGAAACGAUCUCAAAAAAAAAAAUUAAGAGAAAUGCUAAAAAAAUAA
This is a messenger RNA of Plasmodium yoelii, 834 nucleotides long. RefSeq names its product PIR protein. Lineage: Eukaryota; Apicomplexa; Aconoidasida; Haemosporida; Plasmodiidae. The record is from RefSeq and is a predicted model, not a curated record. The transcript is spliced from 3 exons. Bases 1 to 834 code for a protein of 277 amino acids.